Sebastes umbrosus (honeycomb rockfish) is the source of this 1398-nucleotide messenger RNA. RefSeq names its product gem (nuclear organelle) associated protein 2 (gene gemin2). NCBI's taxonomy places the organism in Eukaryota, Metazoa, Chordata, Actinopteri, Perciformes, Sebastidae. Bases 199 to 999 code for a protein of 266 amino acids. Gene Ontology annotation, cellular component: nucleus; SMN complex; spliceosomal complex. The transcript has 10 exons. The record is from RefSeq and is a predicted model, not a curated record. Gene Ontology annotation, biological process: spliceosomal snRNP assembly; spliceosomal complex assembly.
ACGACGUCAUUACUCCGCGUUACCAAUAAAGAUGGCUACCUAGUUAGUGAGUAGUUUUACCAGCUGUGAAUAAACACAUUGUUUUCGGUCGCUAGAGGAUUUGUUUUGGUGUUGUAAGUGGGCACUUCAUUAGUUGGCAUACUUGGCAACAUUUUACCGCAUAUGUUUUGGUAGAAAUUAGCUUGUAUUUGGUUGAAAAUGAAGUCGGACGUGGAGGAGUUGAUGCCGAGGCUGCUGCCCGUUGAGUACGGAGCCGGUGCUGCUGAGGAGCUGGACCUGAAGGGACCGCCGAGAAACCCCCGGGAGUACCUCAGACAAGUCCAGUUGGAGGCGUCGCUGUGUCCAGAGGUGGUGGUUGCUCAGAUUGACCCCAAGAAACUGAAGAAGAAACAAACAGUGAAUGCCUCUGUGGCAGGUUGCCAUGCUGCCCCAGUGGGUUUCUCCCCCAGCCUCAGUUGGCAGCAGCGCCAAGUCAGUAACUUCUCAGAUGUCAGACAGAGCAUCACAAAGAACAGGGAUCACUGGAGCAGCCACACCCUGGAUGACAACGUACUGAUGCCAAAGCUAACAGAUGAGGAGGGCUGGAAGAGAUUUUGUUUAGGAGAGACGGUCUAUCUGGGCACUUCGUCCUGCCACACAGAUGCUGAACCAGAGCCAGCACUGGACUAUAGCAAGGUGGGCUUCCCUCCCUUCCUCACCAUAGUCAGCAGACUGAACCAGUCCACAGUGCUGAUGGUGUUGGACAUUCUCAUCUGUUGGUGUGAGGAACACGAGUUUGUUCCACAGUUGGGUCGCUGGUUGUAUGCUUUGUUGGCCUGCCUGGAGAAGCCUCUGCUGCCUGAAGCCCACUCCUCCAUCAGACAGCUGGCCAGGAGAUGUGCUCAGCUCCGCAGCACGCUGGAGAGUCAGGAGGAUGAGAAACUGCCUGCCCUCAACCUGCUCAUCUGUCUUGUUGCCAGAUACUUUGAGCAGAAUGACCUGGCAGACCAGCCGGAGUGAGCACAGGGUUGAACUGUUGACCAAUAUUAAGACAUUAAGGAGGAGUAUGUUGUAUGACCUGUUACCGAUGCAGCGUUCAGGCGGCAGGCUGCACAGCGAAGCAAUGAGACACUUACGGCGACUCAGCGGAGAGAACUUUCCAGGAACGCAGCAGUGCAAACAACCGUUCAGGGAGCUGUGGCGAUUCUGCACGUCGUGAUGAAAGUUGAUGACAGAACUAAAGGGACUGGAUCAUGAACUCACAACAUGGAUUAUUUCAAGUCAUUUGGAUCUUUGCUGAUUUAACUGGACAGCAACCAAAGCAUAAGAUGAUUAUCGUUUUUGUUUAUUUGUGAAUUUAGUUCUGAGAUUUAUGGAUGUAAAGCAAAAGUUUUCUAUUAAACUGAUUUGUAGGAUAAA